This is a messenger RNA of Cydia amplana, 1928 nucleotides long. RefSeq lists its product as uncharacterized. The transcript has 6 exons. Lineage: Eukaryota; Metazoa; Arthropoda; Insecta; Lepidoptera; Tortricidae. The coding region runs from base 133 to 1869 and encodes 578 amino acids. The record is from RefSeq and is a predicted model, not a curated record.
GCUGCGCACACGCGGAUCGGCAGUGACGCGCGAAUCACGCCGCCGCGUUCGAAUUUCGAACUAAUUCACAACGAAUUAAAUUUAAAUUAUUUUUUACUUAUUUUUGGAGCUGUGAUAGUGCUGGCUGAAAAAAUGAAGACGAAGAUUUUUGUAAUAUUCGCGAUAAUCCUCUUCGCUCACGCAGCUGAUGUGAAAGAAAAGGAAGAUACGAAAGAGCCUGAACAAAACAAGGACAAACGGCAAACGCAAGAAGAGGCUCUACCGGCUCACCUCGUUUACAGGACGGCUAGAAAACAGGAACAAGUGGCACCUGUAGAAGAGCCCCAAGAUGACGACAGAGGACUCAGCCGCUCUGCCACCGAGGAGUACCGGCCAGGCCAGGUGUUCUCCCUCAACGCCCAAGAGCUGCUGGAGCUACAGCCGGAGAGAAAAGCACCACUAACCAGCGGACAGCAGCUGCAGCAGCUGUACAGUGAGCCGCAGCCGCAGCACAAGGAGAAUCUGCAGCAGUUCUAUUACGUGGAGCCGCAGACUACGCGACAGGUGUCUCUUCACCCAUCCCAUGCCGUGAUUGCCCGUCCCCACUACUCUGCCAACGGCGGGGAAGCGUCAGUCGGCGCCGCCUUGUCAGUUAGUGACUCCAGUUCCAAUCCCAGCUCUUUCGACCGAGAGCUCCUGGCGCUACUAGGGCAGCCUGUAGGACAAGACCAGCCGCCCUAUUCACAACCACAGGUCUCCACGCAGAGCGUUGCACCUCAAUAUCAACAGGUGGACAGGUACAUCACUAAGCCAAGCAAAAAGCCGACUAAACUCCGUUCUAAGGUCCAAAUCACUCCACCGCAGGCUUCAACCGCCCCGCAACAGUACCUAAUAGAGACGACCAAUGUGCAGCAACAACAGCCCCAGCAACAACAACUGCAGUACAGACCCGCUCCCCAGCCUCAAGCUCAACGAACUGUACAAGCUCUUCGCUACACUCCGAUUCAGCCAACACCGGCUGCCGCUCAACAAGUUUAUUACCAAAACCCAGAACCCCAAGGUCUUAAGAUUGUGCCAGCGCCCAAAUUGCAACAGCCACGCGCUCAAAUCAAUUACCGAUUUGUUCCUCAAUACCAACAGGCUGAAGCUACUCCUAAACAAUACAGAAUCGUCGAAGCUCCGAGACUUCAGGCUGCCAGACAAGAGCCUCAAAGAAUCUCUGCCUCCAGCAUUGAAAGGCCUGUCACUUAUCUGAAAAGGUUCCCUGAACCUGAGAAAUUGCGCGCCGUAAAAUACUACGAACAGCCUGCAUCAGAAGAAGUGCGUGCCUCUCCUCAACCGGCUCAAGUUAUUGGCGAACAAUAUUACCUUCGACCUCUGUAUAGAGGAACAGAGCAGCGACCGCGUUAUGACUUGCAAUCUUUAGGUUUAGAACAAGUCCGAGUCGAGUCCACGAAACCACCCCAUUCUGCCAUAUAUGUAAGUAAAAACUUGGCACCGAAGAAACCUCUCAGGCAACAACAGGCCCUAAGAGUAGACCAGCCCAUCAAACUUGAGUCGCAACAGUACAGACAAGAAGUGCAGCAGUACAGACCAGAGCAACCCAGCAGGGCUGAACAAGUGAAUAUUGAGCAGCACGGACAGACUCUUGAAGACCAGCGGGCUCAUUUGCCUCCCCCCAGAAAUAACAGGGCAUAUACCCCCGAGGAGUUUCAAGCCUUAGUAGCUGCAGGUUACGCCGUUACCCCAAUUCCUGUAGGCUCUUUAGGCCAGCAGGCACAAUCGCGAUCUUCCGUGGAGCCAGCGCCGGCACCAGCAACAACUGGCCGCCGACCACUGUACAGCAGACGACACCAGUACCUACCUUUACGAUCAGACGAAGCACCUUAAAAUGGAACAAAUUGUACAUACUAUAGAUUUAAUUUUGCAACUAAAGAUAGUGAUAAAUC